AUGCCCGUCCCAGCUCUUGCCAUCCCGGCGGCAGCAGCAGGUCUCGCUUAUCUCAAUGGACGGUGGCGAGUAUCAGAAGAUGCGUACACCUUGAAAUGUCUCGCCACAUCCGCUAUCGCCUUCAAGCGACGGGAGAGGGCAGAUCGCCUGAACUCUUUCUAUUUGCUCGAGGAGCACGCCAACAAUCCUAAGCUCGCCGACAAGACCUUUAUCGUGUACUACAACCAGCAAUGGACCUUCAGGGAGACCUACGAUACUGUCCUCCGCUAUGCUGGAUGGCUUCACAGCACCCACAAGGUGACCAAGGGCGAGUUCGUUGCCAUUAACCUCAUGAACAGUCCUCAUUUCCUCUUCUGCACCCUCGCCGUCUGGUCUUUGGGCGCCGUCCCAGCCUUCAUCAAUUACAACCUCACCGGAGACGGUUUCACUCACAGCAUCAAAAUCUCCACCGCCCGCCUCCUCAUAACAGAGCCCGAAGUCGAGGCAACCACCCUCACCUCCACUACUCGCGAUGCCGUGCUUUCCCCGACUUUCCGCAACAAUGCCUUUCCGUUGGAAAUUACCAUUCUCACCCCUGAGCUCCUCAAAUCCCUCUCUUACUUUCCCCCACAUCGCGCCCCGGAUGCGGUCCGCUCAGGCAUCAUCGGUCGUGACCCACAAGUCCUGAUCUUCACCUCCGGCACCACCGGCCUACCCAAAGCCGCCAGCGUCACCUGGCAGCGCAACCAUGAGUCGUCCAAAUUUGUCGCGGUAUGGCUGGGCCUUCGUAAUGCGGCUUCUUCCAACCCCGACCGCUACUAUACCGCAAUGCCGCUUUAUCAUAGCUCCGCCUUCCAAGUAUGCUUCCACUCAAGUCUGAUCAGCGCCACCACCAUCGUCAUCGGACGCAAGUUUUCCGUAAGCGCCUUUUGGGACGAAAUUGUCCAAACCCGAGCCACCGUCAUCCAGUACGUGGGCGAAACCCUCCGCUAUCUUCUCGCAGCUCCUCCUCGGCCUGACGAUAGCACUCGGCAUAACGUUCGGCUUGCGUUCGGAAACGGCCUGCGUGCUGACGUCUGGACUCGUUUCCGCGUACGCUUCGGCAUCGAAACCAUCGCCGAGUUCUACGGUGCCACAGAAGGGACAGGCGGGACCACCAACUUCAGCCGCAAUAGCUUCGCUGCUGGCGCGAUUGGCAGUAAUGGCAAGCUCAUGAGUCUGCUGUCAGGCAGCAUGUUCGCCAUUGUGCAAGUGGACUGGGACACCGAGGCACCUUAUCGAGAUCCAAAGACUGGCCUGUGCGUCAAGGUCCCGGAAGGCACUCCGGGCGAGCUCCUGGCCAAACUGGACGAAAACGACAUCGGCGCCAAGUUCCAAGGAUACCACGGUAACCAGGAGGCUACCAAGAAGAAAGUGUUCCGCGAUGUUCUCAAGAAGGGCGACGCCUGGUUCCGGACGGGAGACGCCGUGAUUCGCGAUACCGAGGGCCGUCUCUGGUUCAGCGAUCGCCUAGGCGACACGUUCCGCUGGAAGGCAGAGAACGUGUCGACGGCGCAGGUGGGAGAAGUGCUAGGUCACCAUCCCAAGGUCCUGGAGGCGAACGUCUACGGCGUCAGUGUCCCCGCGCACGACGGACGCGCGGGCUGCGCGGCAGUGAUGUUGCGGCCGGGUUGCAUAGAUGGAGACGGCGAGCUGAAGGACGAGGUCCGCGAGAGUUUGGCCACGUGGUGCAAGAACAGCCUGCCGCGGUACGCGGCCCCGGUCUUUCUACGUGUCGUCAAGGACAUGGCCACCACGGGCACGAACAAGCAGCAAAAGCCAAAGUUACGCGCCGAGGGCGUUGAGCCCGCGAAGAUGGGCGGCGAUAAGGUGUAUUGGCUACGGCCUGGCAGUUCGACGUAUGAGCUCUUUGGAGAGGCGGGAUGGGCCCAGUUAGGAGCUGGGAAUGUCAAGUUGUAG
This is a messenger RNA of Cyphellophora europaea CBS 101466, 1938 nucleotides long. RefSeq lists its product as uncharacterized. Lineage: Eukaryota; Fungi; Ascomycota; Eurotiomycetes; Chaetothyriales; Cyphellophoraceae. The transcript is spliced from 2 exons. Bases 1 to 1938 code for a protein of 645 amino acids. Gene Ontology annotation, molecular function: long-chain fatty acid transmembrane transporter activity; long-chain fatty acid-CoA ligase activity. The record is from RefSeq and is a predicted model, not a curated record.